UUACCUGUCGUGCGCUCAGGUCGAUGUGGAUCUGCUCGCCAGUCUUGUUUUCAGUUUUUCCCGUCGCUCUAUCUAAUAUUGAGUAAACCGGAGGAUCCCUCUGAUUGGCUGCAGAGAAAGCGAGCUCUUUCCAGCCCACCCACCGCUGAUUAUAGGGACUCUUGCAGACUCUCUUCCCUUCCUUGCAGUGAGUCUGGGACUUGGCCACUGGGGCUGCACGGCACACACAGAGCGCGCAUCAUGGCAGCUACCCACAGCGACUACAGAGGCUACCUGCGGAACACCGUCGACAUCGAAGCAGGGCAGCACCGCUUCCACCCGGUGCAGAGCUCGGAGCCCACUUACCGGCCGCUCCUAUUCGGAACCCUCGCUGUUAUGGGAUUGCUUCAGGUGGCUUCCAGCGUGGCGAUCUUAUUACACCUGACAGGUUAUCUGCAAGAGGUAGACUUAUCCACGGCCCCGCAUCGGCCCAUAGAGGAAGUACAGACGGAGCCGGUGCUGAACGCACUGAGAGACACGAGGAGAAGACGGUGCAAAACUCCAAAAGAGGGCCUGGCAUCAGCUCAUCUACCAGUCAAAGUGCCCCAGGAGUACUCGAAGAAGGGUGAGCAGAAGGCCAUCACCAUCGACUGGAACGAGAUGCAUGGACACUGCCACAAAAUGGGCUACCAGAAGGGGAAACUGCAGGUGAUGGAGUCGGGUUUCUACUAUAUCUACGCCAAGACCUGCUUCCGCUACUACGAGCCUUUAGAGGACAGCAGCAGCCAGGCCGGGGGCACGCCGGUGGAUGUUAGCAACACCCAGCUCAUCCAGUACGUCUACCGCGAGAUCAUCAAACAGAACGGCAAGUCGGUGCUGCUGAUGAAGACGGGCAGCACCAUGCGCUGGAACAACACCAGCUAUAACAUGUACUGCGCCCAGCAGGGCCUUGGCGUCCGGCUGGACGAGGGAGACACCUUGUAUGUCAAUGUGUCCAAUGCUUGGAUGCUGGACCUGGAGGGAGAAGGGACGUAUUUUGGGGCCAUAAAGUUGGGUAACUGAGAAAUUAAAACACGUGGGGAGCGGACAUGCUACUGAACAUUUGAUAUGCCAAAGAACCACUGUUAUUGAUUUUAUAAUGUUAAUAUGUUCUUUUUUUUUUGGUUCAUGUGUUGUUGUUGUUGUUGUUUUUUUGUUUUUUUACGUUGCUGUUCACCUAAUAGUACGGAAGUGGAUUACGGCCACAUGUGAAAAAUGUAUUUGAGUUCUGAGUUUAAAGUCAGAAUUCUGAGAUCUGACUUUAAUCUCAGAACUCAAACAUAUUUUUCACAUGUGGCCCUAAUACACUUCCGUAGAAUGGCCUUGGAAUCCUUUAUGAGAACACAUAAUGGAAAAGGUUGUCACCUUUUUAAAAACCUUGUCUUGCCCCGCAUCCCAAAAAAAAUGGAGACACACAGCUCUCGACUUGAUUCCAAAUAGCACUGGAGUCUUUUUUUUUUUCCAAGUGUUGGGCUCGGUAUUGUGAAAUUUCAAUACAUUUCCGUUCGGAUAAGAACAUUUAGACUUAAGCACAGACAUGUGUUUAUGCACUAAUUAAACAAACCAUGAGGGAGCAACGUAGGAAGUAAGUUUGUUGGCAAGAGUGUGCAGCGAGAAAGGAUUUAUUACAUUUUGAACAUUGCAGCUGAUAGAGCAUCUGCUUGUACUUAGCAGAUUAUCACAGAAUAAAAAUAACACAACUCCCAGGUGUGCCUCCGAGCCACCGCAGUGAAUGCACAAAUGUUUUCCUGGAAGGUUUUGUAAGUGUGAUCAAGGCAGGCAAUGAGGUGUCCUGGCAGUAAGUAGCUCAACGGUAUAAUCUGAAAUGGGCAGUUAGAUGAUGAUUUAUAUCGCCGUCCAAAUCUCUUAGGCAUCAUUUCAAAACUUCAUCCUCAGAACGAUACACUUUGGCUACGUUCAGACUGCAGGCCAAAGUGGCCCCAAAUCCAAUUUUGAAUUUUUUUGGGGGUCA
Molecule: messenger RNA, 1990 nt
Organism: Perca flavescens (yellow perch)
Lineage: Eukaryota; Metazoa; Chordata; Actinopteri; Perciformes; Percidae
Gene: tnfsf11
Product: TNF superfamily member 11
Exons: 4
Coding region: 241-1041 (266 amino acids)
Biological process (GO): immune response
Cellular component (GO): membrane
Molecular function (GO): tumor necrosis factor receptor binding
Source: RefSeq, a predicted model, not a curated record